AUGAAGGCAGAUAACCUCGCCCUCAAGGCCAUCUACUCCCGUUCUCUCAAGUCGGCCAAGGAGACGGCUGCCCUGAACACCCGCUCCGGCCAAGACCCGGACUUGUACUCGGCCGAUUCGGGAUCCGGCAGGUCGUUUGACGACCUUCUUGCUCGCGAGGACAUUGAAGCUGUUAUCAUCGCGUUGCCCAUCCCGAGCCAGCCCGAGCACAUCAGAGCUGCUCUCGCUGCUGGCAAGCAUGUCCUUGCCGAGAAGCCGCUUGCUCCCACCGUAGCUGAUGGCAAGAAGUUGAUCGAGUACUACCGUGGUCUAGGAGGCAAAGCUACCUUCUCGAUUGCAGAGAACUUUCGCUACAAGCCAUCGUUCGACUAUGCCGCUGCAGAGGCCUCCAAGCUCGGAAAGCUGCAGCACUUCAGUGUACGUGUGUUCUUCUACAUGAGCGAGGAUUCUCAAUGGUACGGCACCGCUUGGCGCGCAAAGCCCGAGUUUCAGGGUGGUUUCCUGCUCGACGGCGGAGUGCACUUCUCUGCAGCGACACGACAGCUCCUCACAGAUCCAGCAGUCGAUGUGACAGCCUUCACGACUCAGACACAACCUCACCUGGCACCAAUCGACACCGUGAACGCAGUGAUCCGACUCAAGGGCGGUGUAAGUGGCACGUACCAGCAGUCCUGCGGCUCCAAGAUGAGCACCUCAGUAUUCCAAUUCGGCUACGAGAAGGGCUCCGUGGUGGUCGACGGAGAUAAGGUAACCGUUAAGCCGUGGGAUGGUGAGCCUGCUGUGAAAGAGUUUGAGAGGACCAGCGGUGUGACGGAGGAGGUUGAGGCGUGGGCGAAGGCGUUGGCUGAGGGAAAGCCGGAUAAAAGGCAGAGCGUUGAGGAGGCGUUGGCGGAUCUCGAGUUUUUGGAGUUGAUGUUUGAGAGUGGCCUUAAUGGAGGGCAGGCUAAGAAGUAUGAGUGUCAGUUGUGA
Fusarium fujikuroi IMI 58289 is the source of this 969-nucleotide messenger RNA. Its product is annotated as related to dehydrogenases and related proteins. Gene Ontology annotation, molecular function: oxidoreductase activity; nucleotide binding. Gene Ontology annotation, cellular component: cytoplasm. The transcript has a single exon. Bases 1 to 969 code for a protein of 322 amino acids. Gene Ontology annotation, biological process: NADPH regeneration. The record is from RefSeq and is a predicted model, not a curated record. Lineage: Eukaryota; Fungi; Ascomycota; Sordariomycetes; Hypocreales; Nectriaceae.